Chaetomium globosum CBS 148.51 is the source of this 4224-nucleotide messenger RNA. RefSeq lists its product as uncharacterized. Gene Ontology annotation, biological process: protein localization to ciliary inversin compartment. The record is from RefSeq and is a predicted model, not a curated record. The transcript is spliced from 10 exons. Gene Ontology annotation, molecular function: protein binding; GTPase activity; GTP binding. Bases 1 to 4224 code for a protein of 1407 amino acids. Gene Ontology annotation, cellular component: ciliary inversin compartment. NCBI's taxonomy places the organism in Eukaryota, Fungi, Ascomycota, Sordariomycetes, Sordariales, Chaetomiaceae.
AUGGCAGACAAGACGAUGGCCGUCCGUGGUCGAAGUGGCGCGGGGAAGAAGACGGUGGUGGGCAGCUUGCUGUACAAGGGGUUAGAAUCCAGGACUGACGGCCAAUAUCGUGACGUCCCGGGGUACUUUGAUCAGAAUGGCAUUGUUAAGUCGUUUUAUGCUCCAUCGGCCAAGAUUGUCGUUGAUGGUGAGGACUACCUACAUAGCACCUCGGCGCCAGAUAUUGUCCUCUGGGUCGUAGAUGUCUCCAGCCCCGAUCGAGGCGCAGCGUCAAGCGCCGACCUGGCCUCCAUCAUCUGCAGCGGGGCGCUGAAGCCAAAGGAUAAGUUGCUGAUCUUGCUUAACAAGAUGGAUCUAGUGGACUGGUCUGAAGAAUCGUUUGUGGAGGUGGCGAUGUCGUUCAAAGACAUCCAGCCCGAUUCGACGAUAACCGAUAUCGUUCCUGCCUCAACCUUAACUGGCGACAAUAUCCUGGAGCCACCCCAAGUCCGUUGGUUGGAACUGUGCGGAGUCACCGGCGCACUGAGCGUCCAGAAGCAGCUAGCACCCCUCCACACCCAGAAACGCGGAUCUGGCGGCCUAGCCCGAGCCGCCGAAGCCGCUCCCGCCAGGGGGUGGGGGACGGGGGUUGCAGGUCUCUGUUCAUUGAUUAGCCAAUCAACCAAUCGACCGGCAUGUGCCGAGUGGUUGCACAAUGGACUCGGACCCGAACAUUUACUUUCGUGGCACAAGCCAAUGACAAUACAAGGCCCCGCGCCAUCUCACCAUGCUCGUGCGGAUAUUCCGCUCAACUUAUUGAUUGUUCAGAUCCCAUCCCAGCACACUGCCGCCUCAGCCCGGGCCGUCAGCGAUACCCUCGCAGCCAUGAAAAAGCUACUGGGGAAACUCACGAAGGGGCGGUCACGGCCAGCCUCCGCGGGUGCUUCCAGGGCCAGCCUCCCCGACUCGGGUAUACCCUUGGAACGUCUUGGCCUCAUCAAACUUGCCGACACCACGCCCGGGCCAGAUGGUGGUGAGCAGUACCCGGUUGAUAUUGUCGCAGUGCAUGGGCUCAAUGGCGAUUCCUACACCACAUGGACACAUCAGAAUGGCCUAGGAGGUAUUGUUUGUAAACAGGCUCUGGUGAUCGCUCAUGAGGACAAUUCGGACCCCACUAACCAAAGACUACUGCAAUCCAUGGCCGGUAUUGUCUUCUUCGGGACACCUCAUCGGGGCAGUGACACUGCAAAGCUGGGGAACCUGGUCGGGACGAUGAUCAACACAUUCUUAAAAGCCGCUUCUGCCGGUUUGCAGACCAAAACAAUCCGAACGGACCUUUUGCGCCAUCUGGAAUCCGAUUCGAAAGCCCUCCAAGAGCUCGCUGAUUCGGUUCGUGAUCGGCUGGGCAGUCUUCAGAUUGUCUCAUUCUACGAGACUGAACCGGAAUCUUCGUGGCCCUCAUGCGAGAAAUACGGCGCGUGGCGCAAGCUGCACCGCGUCUACCCAAUCGGGCAAGCACACAUUCUUCCCAAACAAAUGAGGAUUCCUACGCCGGCCAAGGGCACCUGUCAGUGGAUACUGGGACACCCAUUAUUUGUCUCAUGGCUCGAAAAGGCAGAAAAUGCCCUCUUGUGGCUGACGGGACAUCCAGGCUGCGGCAAAACAAUACUGUCAUUCUUCCUGGCCAAGCAGUUGGAAACACCCCGGGAAUCUCGAACCCCCCCUGGCAACGUCUGCAUUUACUUCUGCGAUGAUAAGAUCAGCAAGCAAAAGGUUGCGAACAACAUCCUUAUCGGCCUCAUUUUUCAGCUCGUCCGCCGACACAGAUCUCUCGCCAGACACGUACGCAAGGUAUACCAGAUGCAUGGGCAGAACAUUGUUCGGUCAUUCACAGCGCUCUGGGGACUCUUCAGGGACAUCGCCACGGAUCCGAGAUCUGGACCCACCAUCAUAAUCAUCGAUGCCCUCGAUGAAUGUGAAGAAGAUACACGCCGUUCGUUGCUAAAGGCAAUCAAAGGUUUUAUCCAAGACUUGGAACGUCCCAACGCCGGGGGGCAGCACGUCAAGUUUGUCUUGACCAGCCGGCCGCUCGAGGAUGUGGAACGCAUGAUUGAUCGCGUAUCGGAUCUCCGAAUACGUAUUGACGACUACCGAGGCGGUCCUGAUGGCGAUAUUCAGAUCUACAUACGGCAAAGACUGGAUGAGAUCUCCGAGCAGCUCCAGUUUGACCCGAAGUUGAGACAGUCCCUUCAGGAGUUGCUCUACUCCAAGUCAGGCCAGACCUUUCUUUGGGUGCACAUGGUACUUACGGCUUUGGAGACCGUGCCUCGGAUGUCGACAAAUUAUUUGAAGGUCUUCGUCCAGCAGAUCCCCUCCGACCUGGAGAUGACUUAUGUGCUCCUGGUUUCUCGCAUCCACGAAACCCAUCUAGAAGCGGCCUCCAAGCUUCUGAAGCUGAUACUGGGAAGCUCGAGGCCACUGCAUCUGGAUGAGAUCAACAUCGCUUUCAGCAUUGCCACCAACCACCGCACUGCCAAGGAUGUCAAAGAAGAUUGCCAAACUGGCAUGCACCGCACUCUGAAUACCAUCCUGGGUCAACUGGUGAGGAUAUCCGACUCACAGGUUUCCCUGGUUCACCAAUCAGCCAAGGAGUUCAUCCUGCAAGAGACUGGGCGCAAUCAAAAGUUACCUGGGCCUAUCCGUACCAUCCGGAAGGAAGAUUGCGCGCUAGAAAUGGCCACAGCUUGCAUCGGCUAUCUCUUGCUCGACGACUUCGCCGAGGACUCUUUCAGCCUCGUGGAAUCACCCACCAAAUCCCCUUCCGACACUUCAAACACAGGUUGGGAAGAUGAAGAUGAGGAAGGAUAUGCCCACGAUAUGUUCAAAGAGCCCAGCAUUCUGGACGAAGACACUUGUCGACUCCUGGCCUCUGAACACCCCUUCUACGAAUAUGCGGCCCUCCAUUGGACCGAACACUUUGUGCUCUGCGAAGCAUCUGCCCCUCAAAGCCUCAGAGACGCCGCUAAGAAGCUCCUCGACACCAGCACCACCCACUGUACCAACUGGCUGCGGUUCCAUUCAACCGAGGCAAUCGCCGGGGACCAGAGCACCCCGCAGAGCGCCGAGCCAGUAACUUUAGCCGCGCUCUUCAAUUUCCACGAAACCCUCCGCGACUAUCUCGGCGGCGAUGUGCCCCCUCAACAGGCGCACUUGGAUACCGCCCUGUUCUGGGGAGCCGAGCAGGGCCACGACCGGAUCGUCGAUACCCUUCUGCGCGCGGGCGCAGACCCCAACGCCCGGGUAUCCGGCAAGCAGACGGCGCUGAUUGUCGCGGCGAAGAAUGGGCAUUCGGACUGCGUCAGGACACUGCUGGCGGACAAAUGCACGGAUCUGAACCUGGCGGGAGAGCGAGGGCGGACGGCCUUGUCGUUUGCCUGCCACGGUGGACACGACGAGGUGGUGAAGACGCUGCUGAGUCGGGAGGACUGCGCGGUUGACGACGCGGAUGAGUCGGGCAGCACGGCGCUGAUUUGGGCGGCAGGAAGUGGCCGCCCUGAGACGGUAGCCUUGUUGCUGGCGCAGCAUCCCAGGGUUGAUGUUAAUCACCGCGACAAAGCGGGUCGGACGGCGGUGUCGUGGGCGGCGGGGGACGGGAUGGAGGAAGUGCUGAAAACGCUGCUCCGACUGAAGUGGAUAGACCCCAACCUGAAGGACAACGAGGGCCGGUCACCUCUUUCGUGGGCAGCGGGUCAUGGCUGUGUGGCGGCCCUUCGAGUCCUUCUACGAAACAACAGGGUGGACAAAGCUAGCGUCGACAACAAGCUGAAAAGCCCCAUCACCUGGGCAUGUGAGCGUGCACAAGCGGAUUCGCUGCGGAUGCUCCUCAGCCAUGGAUGUCCUGGGGUUGACGAGGGAGAUGAAUCUGGGUGGACGCCGCUGGCGUGGGCGAUUCAUAAUGCGUCGCCGGCCACGGUGGAGCUUCUUGUGUCGAACCCAGCAGUGGAUAUUGAGCGGCGGGAUAUGGGCGGGCGGACGCCGUUGUCGUGGGCGGUGAGUUAUGGCCAUCUUAAGGCGGUGAAAGUAUUGUUGCGAGCUGGGGCCGACCCCAGAACCGAAAGCGAUACGGGGUUGACGCCAAUAUCCGCGGCGGAGACUUUGGGGCGGGCUGAUAUCAUCGAGGAGCUGCGUUAUUACAUCAGUGAAGAACCGUCUGUAUCUAUCUCGUUUACCUCCAAGGGAUCGUGA